AUUCUACUUUCAAACACCAGCCAAACAAAAUGAGAACAACCCUCCUAUUCGCCGGAGUAUUUCUUGCCGUCAUCCUCCUCCCGGAGCUGGCUGCAUCCCAGAAAUGCAAUUGUCGUCCGCACCAGUGUUGUAGUAAGUAUGGCUUUUGUGGAACCACAAAAGCUUAUUGUGGAAAAGACUGUCGAGGUGGCGCAUGUUCUCUGCCAGCCCCUCCAAAUAAUGUUUAUGUCCCUGGGAUAGUAACGAACGCAUUCUUUAAUGGGAUUGUUGCUAAGUCGGCACGAAAUUGCCCUGGAAGAAGAUUUUACUCACGAGAUGCCUUUCUUACCGUCAUAAAAAACUAUCCACGUUUUGGUAGAUCCGGUUCAAUCAUGGAUUCCAAGCGUGAAAUUGCGGCUUUCUUUGCUCAUGUUACAUAUUUGACUAAACACUUUUGUUAUAUAGAAGAAAUAAAUGGUCGUUCGAAAAGUUAUUGUGACACAGUCGACUCACAAUAUCCAUGCAACCCUAAGAAACAUUACUAUGGUAGAGGUCCAAUGCAACUUGCAUGGAACUACAACUAUGGUGCAGCCGGAAAGAGCCUUGGGUUCGAUGGGAUCAAUAACCCAGAGAUCGUGGCUACAAACCGAGUGGUUUCAUUCAAAACUGCCUUGUGGUUUUGGAUGGAAAAUGUUCAUUGGGACUUUGCUUCUGGUAAGGGGUUUGGAGCAACGAUCGAGGCCAUCAAUGGGAAUGAAUGCAAAGGAAAAAACCGAGCUGCUGUGAGAUCUCGUGUCACGUACUACAUAAAUUAUUGUAAGCAAUUUGGUGUUGCAACAGGAAGAAAUCUUUGGUGUUAGAUUUUGUUUCGGUCCAUAUAAUGUGGAAUCCAACGUAUUACUUAGCUUAGUGGGCAUAAUAAGUGUGUUUGAAAAUAAGUGGUCUCGUGGUGACAAUGUCUUGGCCGAUAUAUGACCGAAUGAAGGUUGGUGUCAUGAUAAAGAACGAUUAUAAAUAAGUAUUGGUGGAAA
This is a messenger RNA of Lactuca sativa (garden lettuce), 1010 nucleotides long. Its product is annotated as endochitinase EP3. Gene Ontology annotation, biological process: chitin catabolic process; carbohydrate metabolic process; cell wall macromolecule catabolic process. The record is from RefSeq and is a predicted model, not a curated record. Lineage: Eukaryota; Viridiplantae; Streptophyta; Magnoliopsida; Asterales; Asteraceae. Gene Ontology annotation, molecular function: chitin binding; chitinase activity.